Neopelma chrysocephalum (saffron-crested tyrant-manakin) is the source of this 5211-nucleotide messenger RNA. RefSeq names its product protocadherin gamma-C5-like. The transcript is spliced from 4 exons. Gene Ontology annotation, biological process: homophilic cell-cell adhesion. Gene Ontology annotation, molecular function: calcium ion binding. NCBI's taxonomy places the organism in Eukaryota, Metazoa, Chordata, Aves, Passeriformes, Pipridae. Gene Ontology annotation, cellular component: plasma membrane. The record is from RefSeq and is a predicted model, not a curated record. The coding region runs from base 79 to 2925 and encodes 948 amino acids.
CGCAGCCAAUGGCGGCGCGGCUGCGCCGGGCCCCGGCGCGCCCCCGCCCCGCCGAGCCGCGUCCGCCCCAAACAAUGAAUGGGAGCGGCGAGCGCUGAGCGCGGCCCCCGGCGCGGAGGGCAUCGCUGCCCGGCCGGCCACCCGGCAAGGAUGCCGAGGGCAGGGCAGGCGCGCCGGUCCCUGGGGCUGCCGCGUGUCUUCUCCUUCUGUUUGUUCUUGCACAGCUCCUCCGCUCAGAUCCGGUACAGCAUCCCGGAGGAGCUCACCCGGGGUGCCUUUGUAGGCAAUAUCGCAAAGGACCUGGGCACCGAUGUGGCGAAGCUGGCGGCAGCUAAUCUGCAGGUACUGUCAGAUUCGGAUUCCCAGUACUUCUCUGUCAAUGUGAACACCGGUGUUAUAAUGGUCAGCGAGCGGAUAGACCGGGAGCAGCUCUGCGGGCAGAACCCACGCUGCUUCCUCCACUUGAAACUUGCCAUCGAGAACCCAGUGGAAUUUUACCGCAUUGAGGUGGAGAUCCUGGAUAUCAAUGACAACCCCCCGGAGUUCCCUAGUGAUGAGGUUUCCCUGCGCAUCUACGAGCUGGCGUCUCUGGGUGCCCGCUUCCCCAUCCAGCCUGCCCAGGACCCUGACGUGGGCACCAACACCUUGCAGACCUAUCACUUGAGUGCCAAUGACAACUUCAACCUCAAUGUGAAGGCACGCACUGAUGGUGGGAAGUUCCCUGAGCUGGUGUUGGAGCGGGCCCUGGAUCGGGAAUUCAGAGCUUUCCAUCACUUGGUCCUGACUGCUGAAGACGGGGGCUCUCCCCCACAGUCCAGCAAGAUACGCAUCACUAUUCAGGUCCUGGAUGCCAAUGACAACCACCCUGUCUUUGACCGACCAUCAUAUGGAGCCCGCUUGGUGGAGAACUCGCCGCUGGGCACCCUCGUGGUGAAGUUAAAUGCCACCGAUGUGGACGAAGGACCCAACGGAGACAUCCGCUACUCCCUCAGCAGCCACAACUCGGCUGCCUUACGCCAGAUCUUCGCCAUCGAUGAGCAAACUGGAGAGAUUCGUGUCCAGGGCAACCUUGACUUCGAGGAGGCGACGGUGUACGAGAUCGAAGUGGAGGCCAAGGACAUGGGGUCGCCCACGAUGGAGGAGCACUGCAGUGUGGUGGUGGAAGUCACUGAUGUGAAUGACAAUGCACCCGAGGUCAUUCUUACCUCCUUCUCCAGCUCCCUGAGUGAGGAUGCACUGCCGGGCACAGUGGUGGCUGUGAUACACGUCAGAGACAGGGACUCUGGGGAGCAGGGCAAGGUCCUGUGCCACGUGUCACCAGAUCUUCCCUUCCAGCUGCGCAAGGACUACGAGCACCAGUACUCACUGCUAACCAGCACCCGUUUGGACCGGGAACAUGUUGCCUACUACAAUGUCACCGUCUCUGCCUCGGACCUGGGCAAUCCCCCACUCUCCCGCCACACCAUCUUGCCAAUCACCCUGACAGAUGUCAAUGACAACGCUCCCCAGUUUGAGCAGGCAUCCUAUGAAGUGCUGGUGGCAGAAAACAAUCCAGUGGGGAGUGUGCUGGUUACGGUCUCAGCUGCUGACCCUGACUCGGAGCAGAAUUCCCGCCUCUCCUACUCCAUCCUGCGAGCUGGUGGGACAGAUCCAGGCCUGGAUCCUACUCGCUACCUCUCCAUACAUCCCACGAGUGGGCAGGUCACUGCCAAGUUCCCUUUUGACUAUGAGCAAACCACCUAUCUCCAGUUCCAUGUGGAGGUCUCUGAUGGUGGCUCCCCGGCCCUGAGGAACAGGACGCUGGUUCAUGUUUUUAUAGUGGACCAGAACGACAAUGCCCCACAGGUGCAUUUCCCCAGGGCUGGGGAGGACUCUGCUGCUCAGUUCCGCAUUUCCCCCUCCAUCGCGCCUCCUGCUCUCAUCACCAAGGUGGUGGCAAUAGAUGCAGACUCGGGGCGCAAUGCCUGGCUAUCCUACCACCUCGUGGAAGCCACAGACCUGGGGCUUUUCAGCGUGGCCCUGCGUUCCGGGGAGGUCCGGAUCACACGGGCUCUGCAGGACACGGACGCCUCUGCGCACGAACUGCUGGUGGUGGUCCGGGACGCCGGGGAACCCCCACUCUCCACAGCCGUCACUCUGGUGGUGCUGGUGGAGGAGAAGGGUCCAGAGGCCCUGCAGGGCUCCGAGGGUCGGGCUGCUGACGGUGGGGGAUUGCCCACUAUUACGCUUUACCUGAUUGUAUCCCUAGUGCUCAUCUCCACCGUCUCGCUGGUGGGACUGGCGGUGCUGGGCGUACGGUGCCUCCGGCGGGGCUCUGCACCUGCCAACCAGGGCUGCUGCGUGGAGAGCGUGAACACGCUUCAGCCCCCUCCCAGCCACAUUUUUGGGCACUUGCACUAUGAGCCUAAGCAAGGGGACACCGUGAUGGGCGUGCAGGUGACGGCAACAGCUCCCCCCGCCCCGCGUUACCGCUCCUGCUUCUCGCCGGUCUCGGAUAUCAGCGAGUUCAUGUUUGUGAAACCCUGCGCGGAUCCUCCUCCCCUGUACAGCGAGCAAGCUCAGCCCAACACAGACUGGCGCUUCUCUCAGACCCAGAGACCUGGAACAAGUGGCUCCCAGAAUGGAGAGGAAGCUGGAGCCUGGCCGAACAACCAGUUUGACACGGAGAUGCUCCAGGCCAUGAUCCUGGCUUCAGCAAACGCUGCUGAUGGCAACUCGACCCUGGGCGGCGGGAAUGGCACGAUGGGGCUGAGCGCCCGCUACGGCCCCCAGUUCACCCUGCAGCACGUCCCCGACUACCGGCAGAACGUUUACAUCCCGGGCAGCAACGCCACCCUCACCAACGCCGCCGGCAAGCGCGACUCCAAGAACGCCGCCCCCGCCGCCGGCAACAAGAAGAAAUCCGGGAAGAAGGAGAAGAAGUAGAGAAGAAGAAGAAGGAGACCUUAGAGCUACAGGGCAGCCGGCUCCAGCACUCCCCCCCCAAAAAAGAAACCACAGCCCAGGCCGGAGGACGAAUGUGAAUUUUUAUUUUUAUUUUUUUUGUGACGCAAAAGUAGGAAAUGCUGCGAAUGUAUCUCGUCAUCAUCAGGUCUGGGAGCAGGGACUCGCUGCUCUUAGACCUCGUGAUGGAAACCGAUCUGGAAGCUCAACCGAACACAAACAAGUGCCCUGUGAAUAAUGUUUUAUACGAUCCCUUGGGUAUUAGAAUAUGCAAGGGCGGAAGGUCUUUUGCCACGUCUUUGGAUCCGAUUUGCUCCCAGGUAGUCCGAGGCUUUGUGCUCGGCUUUGCCCAAUGUAAAUAAUUUUAACGUGGAUCUUAUAAUUUAUAUAGCCCUUCAAUCAUUUUUUUUUGGAAUGGAAAAGGAAGGUCUUAGCUUAGAGCCCACGCUCCAAUUCUUUGCUCUUAAAUUUUCCAUUCAUAAAAUUCACCCCCCUCCCGCCCCAGUUAAUGGUAGUGAUGGAUUUUGGAAUUUGGAAGUUGGUAGGGAGUGCUUCAGUUCCUGCUUACCUGUCACCCAGAAAAAAAAAAAGUGUUUAUAUUGCAUGAGUCAAAGGGAAUAUGGCAAAGCUGCAUCCUAAACAUUUUUUUUUUGUUAGUUUAUUUGUUUGGGGUUUUUUUUAAAAGUGUAACCACUAAUGGCCUGAAACAUGAGAAGUGAAAAGCCCUCCUGAUGUCUGAGAGGCAGGGAAUUCGAUAAGGAGCGUUGCCGAGGUGUGCGGCAGCUGCCCCGGCGGUUCUAGGGGUCUCCGAAGAGCAGACACAUCUCAAACCUUCUUUGCAGUAAAUAUUUAUAUGUACAGUCGAUGUUCUUAUGGAAUUAAGGCUAAGAGAGCCUCGCUCCCCUUGCGGCCGGGCGGGUGCCCGGCCGGGUCCCCCGCCCGAGGGGACACAUGGGGACGACGCUUCACGUCUCUGCACAGUGUCUGCAUGCACGUCCCUCACCUCACACCUGCACUAGCGCAGUAGCUCCACGGACCCGGAGAAGUCCUCGCAUGCCCACGCAGCGUGGUGUGAACGCGCCGGCAGCCGCCCGAGCCCCCGCGCCGGGGCUGCCUCGGGGGAAAGGGGGUGGGAGGGGGUGGGGUGGGUCAGGUGGGGUGGGGAAACUCCUUGCUUCUUAUUUGGGCCCCAAAAGGGUAAUUUGGGGUGAUAAGGCAGUUUUUUUUAUAAGGCGGUUGUUUUGUGGGGGUCUCGCCCAAAGGGGUGGGAUCCGCAGAGCUGCCCGUGCAUGGCUUUGGUGCAGAGUUGGUGAUUGAGUAAGUGAUGGUUGUUUUGGUGGCGUUUGGGGACCAGAUUCAGAGAAGGGACCCAAAAGCAGGGGGUGAUGCUGCAAAACUGGGGGCAAUAACUGGGGGAGUGUCGAAUGAGACCAUGUAGGGCCAGCCUGGAAGAAGUGAUGCUCCCGCUGGCUUUGGGCUUUCCACCCCAUGGAGAGAAUCAAAGGAUGAGGAAUAGAGUUUCUCCACAUGCCCAUCAUCCUUGCACCAGGCCAGCUUCCCAUAGCAAAGCAGCUCUGAGCCCUCCAGGGAGGCAGAGGGGGGCUUUGUGUAGCCAGAGAGAGAAGAGGGGCUGUGGGGUGGCCAGGAAGGGGCCGCACCGAGUUUCCCAGGGGGUGUGUGUUGUUUUUUUUCCUUUUUUAAUCACUAACACGUAACUCACCCGAACAGAUCCAGCCCUCUCAGCCAGGCUCACCCUACCCCAGCCCCCUCCCCAAACCCAGGGCAGCAGGAGCAUCCUCCGUGUCUCAUCCGGAUCCAGCCACCUCCAGCUCUGGCUGCACUGGGAGCGGUUCCCACCCUGUCCCCUGCAGCUGCCACCUGCCCCCCCUUCCCUCUAGAAAUGCUGUAGCUGAAUCGUAGUCUUUAUAUUUUCUUUUUAAUCUGCAAUCUGAGGUAGCGUAGUGAGUGUUGUGUAUUUAGUGGCGUGUUAUUUUUAAUUGCAGUAACUAACUCGUGGACAUCAGUAUUUUCAAUUUUCUCUGUAUCUUCUUUCCAUGUGGUCUGUGCUCCGAGUGUACGUGAAAUGAAAACACGUUUGCCCUUUCAAUGUGUCUAAUAUUGAAUUAUACUUAUAUAUUAUAUAUAUGCUUAUAUCCUUCUUAUACCCAUAUAGACCAAUGUCGAUGUGUUACACGCAAGUUUUAUACUCUAAUAUUUAUAUUGCUUUUUUUCUUUGGGAAAAAAAAUAAUAAAAUGGUUUCUUCUGAA